CCUGGGCAGUGUGUUUGGGUCUUGGGUGCAAGUUUGAGUCCGGCUGGGUCCUUCCGCUUCUUGCCACGAGGGAAUAUACGCGGUGCACAGAACCGUAUGCAAAAAAUACUAAGCGUUUCCUCUGGGUUUCCUCCGUUCAUACUCAAUCCGUACGCUUUCAGACGGACUGCUUGUCCACAGCACACACAGGGAGUGACUGAGCGCCGUUUUUUAUCGCGCUACCGAAUGCGACGCGUGAUCCCGCACGCGCGCCGCGUCUGCGGCAGGAGGGACGGACGGAGGAGGAUGGAAGCCGGAGGACGCAUGCACACACGGCCGACGACCUUUGACUCGCACUGAAUGACACAGCAGAGGUCGGCGUUCCUGGAUUCCGGCAUCAAAUCGUGUCCUCCUCCUCCCCUCCGUGCAGCAGCGCCCAGGAGGAUGAAGGACGGAGCGCUGGCAGUGUAUUUGAAUGUGUUUAGCCGGUGGGCAGUGACGGAGACUUUGACGGCCUCAGCUCAGCGACAGCGGGACGCUCGGGGGGAGUGAGGAAGAUCGACUGAGGACUGUCUACUGCAGCACCAUGGACAGCUCAGAUACGGAUGCCAAUUACGGCAGCGGCCUGCUGGACAUGGUGAAAGGGGGAGCAGGCAAGCUGUUCAGCAGCUUCAAGGACAACCUCAAAGACACCUUGAAGGACACGUCCACUAAAGUUAUGCAUCAGGUUUCAACUUACACCAAAGGGGAACUGGACAUUUCUUACAUCACGUCACGAAUUAUAGUAAUGUCAUACCCAGCCGAGGCCAUGGAAAUGGGAUACAGGAACCAUGUCGAGGAGGUGCGCUCCUUCCUCGACUCCAGGCACCCGGACCACUACACGGUCUUCAAUCUGUCUCAGAGGAACUAUCGCGGGGCCAAGUUCUCCAAUAGGGUGUCUGAGUGCAACUGGCCCUCCAGACAGGCCCCCAGCCUCCACAACCUGUUCGCCGUCUGCAAGAAUAUGCACCACUGGCUGCGGCAGGACCCCAAGAACGUCUGUGUGAUCACCUGCAUGGAUGGCCUGGCUCCUUCUAGUGUCCUGGUGUGCGCCAUGUUCUGCUUCUGCCGCCUCUUUACCAACCCGAUCCCCGCCAUGCAGCUGCUCAACACCAAGCGGCCCGGCUCGGUGCUGUGGCCCUCGCACAGGAGGUACGUUGGCUACGUGUGCAACAUGGUGUCAGAGAAGCUCCGGCUGCCCCACUCAAAGCCCCUGGUGGUAAAAUCGGUCACCAUGAGUCCCGUGCCCUGCUUCAACAAGCAGCGCAGCGGCUGCCGGCCCUUCUGCGAUGUGCUCAUUGGUGAGACCAAGAUCUUCUCCACGGCUCAGGACUACGACAGGAUGAGAGAGCACCGAGUGCAGGAGGGCAAGGUGGUCUUUCCCCUGGGCGUCAGCGUCCAUGGAGAUGUGGUGGUCUCCGCAUAUCACAUGCGCUCCACCAUGCUUCAGGCCAAGGUGACCAACACUCAGAUCUUCCAGAUACAGUUCCACACGGGGUUCAUUGCUCCAGGCACCACGGUUUUAAAGUUCACAAAGCCAGAGCUGGAUGCCUGCGACUCCCCGGACAAGUACCCCCAGCUCUUCCACGUGCUGCUGGACGUAGAGGUUGAGAGUGCGGACAAGCAGAAGGAUAUCACUCCACCGUUGGGAGCAGUCCCCAGCAAGGAUCUGAGUCCCAAUGUCCUCUUCUCCUGCCACCAGGAGCACCAGGAUGCGCUGGCCAUCGCAGGUCCCGGGAAGGCCGGUGGCGGUCCUCACCGGUCGGGCCAGACCAACGCGGAGAGCGAGCCCUCGGAUGACGAGAUGCUCUCCCUGUCUGGUCGCGAGAAGCCGGGUGGCCCUCAGGCCGCGGCCACGCCCGAGGCCCCUCGACCCGCGCCCCCUCCGCCAGCCGAAGAGGUGGACCUGCUCGGUCUCGAUGAUGAUUCCGGAGAGCGGGCGUUUGGCUCCCCCCAGCCGCCGUGUCCACCCCCCACCAAUACCGACCUGCUCGGGGACUUGUUUGGCGCGAGCCCUGGCCCAGGCAGCGGCUCUGGCUCUACCCAGUCCACGCCGCGGAAAACGGGCCCCUCCCCCUGCGCCUCACCUCGGCCCGCAGAGGGUUUUGAUCCGUUUGGGUCACCCCCAGGCCCGCAGGAGCCCGUGGGGUCCUUCUUGGGACCAGGUAAUGCGGGAAAAACCGACCCCUUCCUGCAUGAAGCACGAUCUCCAUCACCCACAAUGCAGGGCGCAGGCAUGGGCAGUGCAUCCCCAGUGCCUCCCACCACCCCAACCGUCAACAUCCAGCAGCAGAACCUGAUGGGGGGUUGGGACUGGAGCAAACCCCCGGCUGCAGGUGGCUUUGGAAUGGGAAGCAGAUCUGCCACCACCAGUCCCACGGGAUCGGUCCACAGCACACCGACCCAUCAGCCCAAGCCCAACACGCUGGACCCCUUCGCUGAUCUGGGAGCCCUGGGGUCCAAUUUGGGAGGUGGAUCUGGCUUCUCCAGUAAGCCCACCACACCUACUACGUCGGGCGGGACCUUCCCGCCCAUGGGUUCCCCGCAACGGCCCUCUCCCCAACACGCAGCUGGGGGAGGCUGGCAGCCGUCCUGGCAGCCUGGCGGGGGCUCGCAGUGGCAUCCACAGUCAUCCCCCCAGCACCGGCCAAACUACAACAUCAGCUUCUCCAAUGCAGGAGGAGCCCCUGGCAACAACGGCAAGCACCCUUCAGGAUUUGGGGCCAAACCUAAGGUGUCAGAGGCCAACUUUGAAGACCUGCUGUCCGGGCAGGGCUUUUCUGGGAGUAAGGAGAAGAAGGGUCCGAGGACAAUCGCUGAGAUGAGGAAGGAGGAGAUGGCCAAAGAGAUGGACCCUGAAAAGCUCAAGAUCCUGGACUGGAUCGAGGGGAAGGAGCGCAACAUUCGCGCUCUGCUCUCCACCAUGCACACAGUCUUAUGGGAGGGUGAGACCCGCUGGAAGCCCGUGAGCAUGGCAGACCUGGUCACGCCUGAGCAGGUCAAGAAGGUGUACCGCAGGGCGGUGCUCGUGGUUCACCCAGACAAAGCCACUGGGCAGCCAUAUGAACAGUACGCCAAGAUGAUCUUUAUGGAGCUCAAUGACGCCUGGUCGGAGUUUGAUAGCCAAGGACAGAAGCCGCUGUAUUGAAAACGUUCCCUUGGACUCCCCGUGUCCCACAGUCCCCUGAACAUCUGUGUUGUGGUCCUUCUGUUUUAUUAAUUGUCAUUGUCACAUGGAUUUUGGUUCAUAGACUCUGUAUAUUACAACUGUACUUACACUUAAGGGUCACCUCUUAACCUAGUGCACGCAGUCCAGUAUAGGACAUCAGUGCUGUCUAGGAAAUUCUGCGGCCAAAACAAAAUUAGACAAGUGUUGUUUUUCCAAAUAUGACACACAUGAUGGCCACAGGGGGGAAAAGUCUUUACAGGUACAGUCUGAUCUUGGGUGGUGCUUAAGAUGUUUAAAGUGCCGCGAGCAGUGGCGUAAAGGUUAGUUUUAUGAAGUGUUUUUUGUUAACUUCUGAGAUCUGACACCUGUCAGUUUUCGUCCAUAUCGGAAAACAUGUAAGCAAUAUUUCCUUCUAUGUUUAAAAAAAAAAAAAAAAAAAAAAAUGCUAAAUUUUACUGUGAAGAACAGGGUCGCUUGGAAAAACAUCAGAGCAUCGCAUAGCGUAUGUCACAUAUCUGGCAUGAUUCACCCCAAACAAUGUCUUACAUUCUUGGGUGUACAGAUUGGUAAGCGACCUAUCGAGAGCUAAAGGAGCAGUAAACCGUUGAGGUGACACAUGUUUUUUUUCCAGUGAGAAUUCACUAUGUGUGCAUAUGCCGGAGUUGGGACCUGUUACUAUAGCAUCAGCCCUACCAAACACUGCAGUUUGGUUGUUGCUAAAUACGUUUGUCUCCGUGAAACAUCUCGAUCUACUGCUUUCCUCUGCUUACCGGACGAGCACAAGAGUUGUGUACAGAGGUGUCUUGAAAGUACUGUAGCUGAAGUAUAACAGAACAGAGAUCAGUAUUUUUGUAUGUUUGUUGUUCUUGCCUAAAUGCACCGCAUUAAUGAUAAACUAUUUACAAGGAGUUAUCGGUUUAUUUUAAAAUAUUAUCACAGUGAUAAUUUGCUUUUUAAGCACAUAUACGAUUUGUUUCAUUAUUUUCUUUAUCGAGCAUAUGCUGUAUUCCCGUGUUUUUUAUGGGACUUUGACAGGCUGGCUGGUGGCUGCUGAAAUGCCUUAUGCUAUUUACCUGAUAAUAACUGGUCCAACAGAUGUGUGAAUCCAGGCAGUUGAGACUGAAUGUAAGCAGUUAAUCACUGCACUGGCUAGUGUGGUUCUGUCUGUUGGGACCUGAAGUUUGAGGCAAAUUUGUUUAGAGACACUGGAAAAAAAAUGCUUUUCUGAAACCCACUGCUCCUUUUUCUGCCCACUUUCACCCUUGCUGACUUGCAUGGGUUCUGCAUCUCAAGACUCCCCACAAUGGGAAUGCCCUGUGCCUGAGAUCACCGUGAGAUUUUCUAACUGUUACACCACCGAGAGCUCCGUUUGACAGCUAUUUAGUGACGUUCUUUUUUCUUUUUCUUUUCUUUUUUGUUUUCGAGGAAAACCAUUACUGACUUGCAUUUGUGGAAUAUCACGUAUUUGACUUCAGGAGGUGCACAUACUCCUGUGCUUUACAUUUUAUUUGUGAUAACUGCAUUGAUUUUGAUAGGAACUACGGCUGAUGAUCCAUUAUUAUAGCAUCUGCGACAAUGAUAUAUAGUGUAAAAAGAUGGGAUGCUGUUGUGCGUUGUAUCAGCUCAUUGGUGUGCGAGACCGAGACCCUCUGCAACGUUGCUUUCUCCGUAGGCCAGUGGUCUCCAGCCUCAGUUACUGCUGUACAGUACCUUUUUCUCAGUGUCCCCAUUUCUGAAGAAAUAACAGAUUGAAGACAUGAUAUGUAAAACUUUUAGGCAAAAACGUCUCUGUGAUCAGUGAUGGGAGAUCCUUGUUGAGCAUAUUUCUUGGAACAAAAUAUCAUAGAACUAUGGCAACAAGCUGUUUGUGUGUUUUUUUUUUUUUUUUUUUUUUUUUUUU
This is a messenger RNA of Scleropages formosus (Asian bonytongue), 5087 nucleotides long. Its product is annotated as putative tyrosine-protein phosphatase auxilin. The record is from RefSeq and is a predicted model, not a curated record. Gene Ontology annotation, biological process: synaptic vesicle uncoating; clathrin-dependent endocytosis. Gene Ontology annotation, cellular component: postsynaptic density; cytoplasm; intracellular membrane-bounded organelle. Gene Ontology annotation, molecular function: clathrin binding. Lineage: Eukaryota; Metazoa; Chordata; Actinopteri; Osteoglossiformes; Osteoglossidae.